CUAGCUAAGAUAGUUCAGGCUAACGUUGGUUUGUUAUGCUAGCGUUAAACAAGACGUCGUAGAGACUUGAAUGUACAAGUUAGCGUUAGUCAGCCAAGUAAUGUCACAAGUCAGCGUUAUCUACCUUGCGUCAUCGCCUAUAUUAAUUAGCUGUAACUUUGAUCCAUGCUUUUUAGUAAGCUGUCGAGGAUGGCAAAUUGUUGUAACGUUGAGUUUAGCUAACUUGGCUAACGGUAAUUUCCAUCACAUGCAGUAAGCUAGCUAAUGUUAGCCACCAAGGCCGACCCGUAAACUUAGGUUACCUCAACGCCACCGUUAUGUAAACGUCAAAUAUUCAGCUUGAACUAGUAUGGAUGUUGAUGACUGCAAUGGCCGGUCUUACAUAUCAGCUAGUGGAGACUCUUCAAUGGAAAGAGAGUUUUCUGGGGCCCUUGGAGGUCCAACAGUGAGCACCCCAAACAGCAAGGAGACCUCUCCUAGUCGCUCCCUCAGUGCCAACUCCAUUAAAGUGGAGCUGUACAGUGAUGAAGACCCAGGUCGCAGUACUGAAGAUGAAAGAGGGGAGCGGGUAGAGGAAGGAGGUCCAGAGCAGGGAUCUGAGACUUUCGGAGACUACAGGGAGCCCAACAAUCCUGAAACCAUGCCAACUGGAGCCACCAGAAUGCCAAAUGGAAAGCUCAAGUGUGACAUCUGUGGAAUGAUCUGCAUUGGGCCUAAUGUUCUCAUGGUGCACAAACGCAGUCAUACAGGUGAGCGACCAUUUCAGUGUAAUCAGUGUGGCGCCUCCUUCACUCAAAAGGGUAACCUGCUCCGCCACAUCAAGCUACACUCAGGGGAGAAGCCCUUUAAAUGUCCCUUCUGCAGCUAUGCCUGUCGAAGACGAGAUGCGCUUACUGGCCACCUUCGCACUCAUGCUGUCACCUCUCCAACUGUAGGGAAGCCGUAUAAGUGCAGUUAUUGUGGCCGGAGUUACAAGCAGCAGAGCACCUUGGAGGAGCACCGUGAGCGCUGCCACAGCUACUUACAGAGUCUGGAGUCACAGCAGCCAUCCAGUGCACAGAAUCAAGGAGAGGAGAUGAGAGAGCUAGAGUUUAUACCUGACUCUCUACUGCAACCCUCCUCAGACAAGAUGGCAUUUAUCGAUCGGCUCGCCAACAGCAUCACCAAACGCAAGAGAUCCACACCACAAAAAUUUGUAGGACAGAAGCACAUACGCCUCAAUUUCGCAGAUGCAUCUUAUGAGCUCAGCGCUGGUUUGGAUAAAGAGAGGGAGAUGCAUGCAGGGGACCUUGAAACCCUGCACUUUACUGGUCUGGGAGGAGAAUAUGCCGGUGUAGCAGGUAAUGGAGGAGGACGGGUAUCAGACACACUGAGGCCUCUACACCUUCCCACCACUCACCCUUCAUGUUUGUCAGAACUCAGACCGAUCCACAGCUCCAUUCACACCUCUGGCGCUCUAGGCCCGAGGCUGGAUUGUACAGGGACUGGCUCUGGGCUGGGAGCUGCGGGUGUAGGGGGGAGGGAGGCAGCAGAGGGUCAUGAAGACCUGCCUGCGGGUCGAAGUCACGCACCCUCACCUAGCAAUGGUUGCCAGGACUCAACGGACACAGAGAGCAUGCCAGAUGAGCCAUGCAACAGUACUGCUCCAACUCCGACCCUGCACAGUAACAAUGGCCAUCAUCUUCUCCACUCCAACAACCAUCACCCAGCACCUCCUUCCAUUGCACACCACAGGAGUCGGGACCGACACAGUCCCAGUGACGCCAAAGACAGGGAGGUGGAAAGAGAGGAUGGAGGCCACACAGCGCCCUCAUCCACCUCUAGGGAGGCUUUUCGCGUUGUAGACGGGGAGGGGCGAGCUGUGCGCUCUUUCCGUUGCGAGCACUGCCGUGUGCUUUUCCUGGACCAUGUCAUGUUUACCAUUCACAUGGGCUGCCACGGUUUUCGCCAGCCUUUUGAGUGUAACAUCUGUGGCCACCGCAGCCAGGACCGCUAUGAAUUUUCUUCACACAUCGUCCGUGGGGAGCACAUCCUUGACUGAGGAUAAAGUGUGGACAACCUGCUUCACCUAGAGCUAUUUUUACACUGAGACAGGGACCUGGCUGGGUUUGGUCUGCACACGAGCUAUAGGAGACAUGGAUAACAUGAAACUGAUCAAAACAGGCACUGGUACAGUUAACAUGUACCAGCAUGAAUGGCAAGCUCAUAUGUGUGUUUCUAAAAUUAGUAGUGGUCCUUAUUAUUUUCAUUGCACUUUGAACAAUGAAUCCAUUUAAAAUGCACUUUUAAAUGGAUUCUAAAAUUGAUGAAGAGCUGACGCACAAGUGCCUUGCUCGAAAAUUCAGGAUUCAAACCCGAUGCACAAAUUAUAGUAGACAAAUCUGACUUUUUUCCAUAACCUGAAAACUUUCCCUUCUUGUGCACUUUAACAUAGAGAACCUAAAACAAGCUUAAUGUGACGUUUAUGGGCUCACCUACAAUGGAAUCUGUAGAGGUUUUAAUGCCUUGUUUUAAAAGCAUUUAUUCAGUGAAAUCAUUCCCUAACAAACGUUAACGUUCCGUAAAGUUUUUUCCAACUCGGCGUUGAUUCUGUACAGUAGAUCACUUUUCAUAAUGAGAAGGGAAGUGCAGACCAAACUCAAAAACCAGGCCCAAGUCCUAGGUGUGUCUGAGAGGUUGUCCGUGAAUUAGAAAUGCACUUUUGUUUUUAACGAGGGUGGGGUGGACAGAGGUGUGUGUCUGUGUGUGUGUGAGUGUGAGAAAGAGUGACCCUGUGUUUAUUGGAAGUAAAUUGAAUACGUGGAAAAUUAAGGCCUUUGUUUGAAUGCUGUGUGGGUGGGAUAGCGUAUGAAAUGUUUGUUUUUCCUUUCUAUGACUGCUUUUGUUGCACUGAUACCUGCCAGAAUACUAUGAUUAUAUUAAACUAUUUUAUGGAAUACAUUAAUGACCUGCACAUUUCUCUCAAUGUGAGAAAAACUGAUGGAAUGUUUUUCUUGCUAGGAAAGGAGUACGAGUAUCACUGCCACAAUCUUAGAGAUUUAUUGAAGAGGUUAGGGUCUUUACAAGUCUUUAACAUUUUCCCUUUCAUAACUACAUCAAACUGCAAACCAACCAACACUAAUCUAAUUAUGCUAUAUUUAAAAUGUUAAAUGUGUUAUAUCACAUUGUAUUGUGCCUUUCUUCACCCUGAUCACACCUUGUUGACCAGAUUGAAGGACAUGAACUACCAACUGUCUUGAAACAGAUCAUUGUGGGUGAUUUUAGAGAUCAUGAGUUACAAAAUAACUGACUUACUUUAGUUGUUUUCCACCCAUUUUAAAGUUUCUGUCUUAUAGCUUUGCACAGUCUUUAUUUUCUCCUAUUCACAAAAGUAGGGUUGAUUUUCAUUAAUGUAUUGGCAAAGAACCAAUUCUGCUAAUUUAUCAAAGACUAAAUGUGCAUUUGGCACAUGCUGCUCUGACAUGAAUGAGUGCAGUGUGGAGUGGCAGUUUACUAUCAUCCUCACAGGUCAAAUCCAAAACAUUUGUUUUAAUUUUCUUUGAACACAUUUCAGUCCACAGAGUCACCAGUCACUGGUGUGACAGUACAGUGAGACAGGUGUUUAUUUCAAAAGUGGUUUUGUCAGUUUUGAUCUGUAAUAAACUAUCCUGUCUUGGUAAUAUGGUGAAGAAAUGAAAUGUAUGUUAAGAGAAAUGUGUCAGUUGAAAGAACACUGUCAGCUCUUGAUUCUGUCUGUUUACAGUGAUAGCGAUACUUGUCGUAGUCACUCCUCAUUAUGACUUUACACACUUUAAGCACAAUAAGUUGUACUGUCCUGCCGGCUACAUGUAAGUUAUGUCUACAUAAUUGGGCACAAAAAUCAAUACCUAAUCUGUGUCGAUAAACUGACAUUUGUAGAUGAGAUUUGUCUUCAUGUACUCUAUUAUAAAUAGCCAUAAAAGUAAGUUUGGAACAAACGGGCUACUGAAUUUUCACAGAUCCACUGAUAUCCAAAAAGGCUGGAAAAAUGUUGAAAAUAGUCAAAAUCAUCAGCUGACUUGAGCCUGUUAACUUUUGUGUAGUUCAGAAAAAUGGCUUAUUGAACAAGAAUGAUCAAAACUGGUAUUUUGACAUUAUUUCAUAAAUGUUUUUUUUUUCAGCAUCAAGAAAUGUUGCUUUUCAGAAGUCUUUUGCAGGCUAAACAGAAACCACAGAACCAGUGACAGCUUUAAAUGGAUAUUUAAGGUCAUUUUAGUGUUGUGAAUGGUUCCCUGGUUCUGUCAUAUACUGAACUCAGUCCUGUAUGGAAUCUCAUAUUUCUAAGUAGUGAUUUAGAUGUGCAGAAGCUCUGAAACAUUGUUUUUAUGAAGAGGAAUAAAAAAAAAAAAGACAUUAUUUUUAGAUCACCAUGAGUGUGGUUUCUGUAUAGCACCGAACAAAGGUUCCCCCAUGGCUGAGCCAAAGAACCACUACUUCCUACUGUUAAGCACUUUUCCCUAUUUACAGUGGCAAAAUGAAAAAUUAGUUAAAGUAAAUGAAUAUAUUUGUACAUACAGUAUGAAUUAAGAAGAAGCUGCAAGGUAACAUUUCUCUCUUUCAUUGCUCUGUCAUGGUCUUUUUUCCCCCAGGAGUUAUCUCCACUUAAUUUUGCAGAAGACAUUUAGAAAAGAUCUUUUGGGGUUUCCCUUAAAUAUUGUAAAUGUUUACCUCAAUUUACUUUUGUUUUAAGAAUUGUUACAAGUUCUUAGGUGGAACUAGAUUUGUUUUGACAGAUGGUGAGAAAGCUGGCUUUGGUGCACAUGGCUGUAUGAGAUUUAAAAGAAAGAAAAUCACUUGUUAAGGUAAUGCACUGUGGUGAUCUUCUCACCAGUACAGAAACACACAAACUUAAAUAGAUGGUUAAAAUGUUCUCUUCAAAAAAGUUGUAGUUCCAUUUAAUUAUCAAAUUCCCUCGCCUUAAUAGGAUAGCCUGUUGGGUCAUGUUGGGAUAUAAGUUUGUUGUAAAUCGAACGUUUUGAAAUGUAGUUUCCUGCAACUUAAUCUAGAAAAUGGAGUGUGACUUUAAAUGAUUCGACACCAAAGUUGACAUUGCAAAUCACUGAAUCUGUUUGCAUGGGAACCAACUGAUUACAUCUUACAUGCUGCUUCACUGUGUAUAUUCUGAUUUAGGCACCAACUUGUCUACACAAAAGGCCCAGGUGUGAUUAUUCUCUCAUUGGUGUGAUUUUUGUGUAGUAGACUUUACUAUUGUGCCUUUGGCUUGAGGUCUUUUUCUGCAUCCCCCCCAACAGUUAAAUUUGUCCCAUUUUAAUUGUAAAAGUUAAUUUUGUUAAUCUUCUGGUGCACAUUACAAGAAGGCUCCACAUUUUGGACAUCCUUCAAAUUAUUAUUCACCAACAACUGUAGAGAAUACAUGAAACCACCAGUAGUCAGUGACCUUGGCCAGACUGCUAAGAGCCAAAGAACUAAGUAGAGAUAAUACCAGACAAUGUGUAAAACUUCCUGUAGACCUGAACACUCAGCCAUUUUGUUGACCUUGAGUGUGACAAAUAUUGUAUAACAAUAUUAAGAAAACCCCCAGUCCAUUACUUAUCUAAUCUUCUGUAGAAUUUGAAUUUUUUUUUUUUUUUUUUUAAGUUUAAAGUUCUGCAUCGAAGAAAAAGCAAAUUCACCAACUGGGGGGGAGGAAUCAGCCUUCCUGUUCACAAGUUUAGUUUUGGUGUGGAUUUUCUAUUCAUAUGUGCAAGACUUGAUAGUUAAUGUGCUUCUAAAUCUGAUGCAUGUGGUACUGAUGCUGUUUGCUCCUCAACCUACACCCCAGCCACAUUUCCGUUUUAGUCGAAAGGACAACCAAAUAAACUGUCUAUUCCAAGACUAUACUUAAGAAAAGAUUAACUCUAGUUUGUGGUACUUUGUGUUCAAAUGUUUUCCUUGUUGCAGUUUUACUAUCUUUGUUAUCCUUCCCGCUCCUGUAAAUGGUCUGAUAUUGCUUUAAAUAACUGCAGAGCCUUUUUAAAUGUAUCAUAUGUAAUUAUGCAUUUGCGUAAUUCGAUCUUAAACUACUGUAAGUUUUGUACUGUAAGAAAGUCUAUUCCAAAUAAAAUACUUGACAGGC
Siniperca chuatsi (mandarin fish) is the source of this 6094-nucleotide messenger RNA. Its product is annotated as zinc finger protein Eos-like. The transcript has 8 exons. The record is from RefSeq and is a predicted model, not a curated record. Lineage: Eukaryota; Metazoa; Chordata; Actinopteri; Centrarchiformes; Sinipercidae. Gene Ontology annotation, molecular function: RNA polymerase II cis-regulatory region sequence-specific DNA binding; DNA-binding transcription factor activity. The coding region runs from base 350 to 2041 and encodes 563 amino acids. Gene Ontology annotation, biological process: regulation of transcription by RNA polymerase II.